AAGAAGGACAUGGAGGUUUUACGGGGUUACUUGUCUCUCCAUCAAGCGGGGGAUAAUCUCACGCUGAAGUGGACACCCAAUCAGCUCAUCAAUGGCACACUGGGAGACUGCGACCUGGAGAAGAGUAUCUACUAUUACGCACUCACUGUUCCUCUGCGCCAGAUAGUAUGCAUCCACUGUCACCAACCUGACUGUGGGGGGACACUGGUUCUGGUCAGUCAGGAUGGGAUCCAGCGGCCACCCCUGCACUUUCCCCCUGGUCACCUGCUGGCCUUUCUCUCCUGUCUAGAAACGGGCCUGUUACCGGGCCAGUUGGAGCCGCCUCUCUGGUCCCAAAAAGGAAAGGGUAAAGUAUUCCCUAAACUGAGGAAGAGGAGUAGUGCCGCCAGGCUUAUCGACCAGGAAGCCAACGGCGAGGAGCAGUCGGCCGCCGACUACGUGUUUCGCAUCGUCUACCCUGGAUAUCGAUACGAAGCCAUCACUAUAAACUACCACCACACCACGGGCAGCCGCGCGCCAUCGCUGGAUGAUGACGAGGAAGAGGAAGAUAGGCUCCAUGCUAUGAUCUCAAUGAUCUGCUCGCGGAACCUCACAGACCCUAAUGUCAUGAAAGACCACGGGGACAUGAUGGACACGCAGGGCUUUGGAGGCAGCCCGUCGUCAUGGCAACAGGCUGAAGUCACCACUCACGAGUCCCUGUGCCAGUCCUGCUCCACUGCUGGCAGCAACCUGUCCUUUGACUACGCGUCUGGCUGUACCUGCAUACACGACCCGUCAGAUAUUCACACUAUUCCUCUGAAGAUGCUCUGCCAGAACAUGAAGCGGCAGAUAGUCUCCAGAGCCUUCUAUGGAUGGCUGGCAUACUGUCGACACCUGUCCACAGUGCGGACUCACCUGUCAGCUCUGGUCAACCACAACAUCGUCCCCCCAGACAGACCCUGCGAGGCAUCCGGGGGCCUCAGCAAAGAGGUGUGGAGCAAGUACCAGAAAGACUGCAAGAACUACAAGGAGCUGGAGCUGCUCCGGCUGGUUUAUUACGGUGGAGUGCAGCACGAAAUCAGAAAGGAGGUGUGGCCUUUCCUUCUGGGACACUACAAGUUUGGCAUGAGCAAAAAGGAGAUGAGUAAGAUCGAUGCAAAGAUCGGCGAGCGGUACCAGCAGGUGAUGCGGGAGUGGAAGGCCUGCGAGGUGAUCGUCAAGCAGCGGGAGAAGGAGAUGCAGUCGGCCAUCUUUGCCAAGCUCUCCUCGGGCAGCAGCAUCGACAGCCACGUCCUGCGGCUCGUCCACAGAGACUCCACGCUCAGCAAUGAGGUGUUCAUGUCUGUAGAUGAGCAGGAUGCAGGAAGCCAGGAGACCCCCAGCGGAGAGGACAGCACUCCCACAAUGACCAACCUGGUGCCCCCCGUGGCCCUCCCACAAGAAGAGCGUCCUCUGGUAGAAUUCGAUUCCCCCGACUCAGGGCUCCCCUCCUCUAGAAACUACUCUGUGACCUCUGCUCACUCCCAGAUCCUGUCUAGUAUCGAUGACGGUCAGAGCACAGAGGAGGAGGGUGGGGGCGCGGAGGACGGCAGGACUCCCAGUGAGCUGGCGGGGUGCCGGGACUCUCUGACAGAAGACAGGCUGUGCAGUCAGCUGGACAAACUGGUGACCAGUGGAGCAGCUGCUGAGGGGACGUCACCAUCGCUCUCUUCCUAUACAAUCGAGUUGUUGGACACGGUCGCCCUCAACCUCCACAGAAUAGACAAAGAUGUCCAGCGCUGCGAUCGCAACUACUAUUAUUUCACCACGAGCAACCUGGAGAAACUCCGCAACAUCAUGUGCAGCUAUGUGUGGGAGCAUUUAGAGAUGGGCUACGUUCAGGGCAUGUGUGACCUCCUCGCUCCGCUCAUGGUCAUCCUGGAUGAUGAGUGCCUGGCGUACAGCUGUUUCACUCAGCUGAUGAAGAGGAUGAGUCAGAACUUCCCUAAUGGUGGAGCCAUGGACUCGCACUUUGCCAACAUGAGGUCACUGAUCCAGAUCCUGGACUCGGAGCUGUUCGAGCUGAUGCAGCAGAACGGCGAUUACACUCACUUCUACUUCUGUUACCGGUGGUUCCUGUUGGACUUCAAGAGAGAGCUGCUGUACGACGACGUGUUUGCGGUGUGGGAGGUGAUCUGGGUGGCUCCCAGGAUUUCCUCGCAGCACUUUGUCCUCUUCCUGGCCUUGGCGCUGGUCACAGUUUACCGUGAGAUCAUCGUGGACAACAACAUGGACUUCACCGACAUCAUUAAAUUCUUUAAUGAAAUGGCUGAGCGGCACGAUGUCCAGCAUAUCCUGAAGGUAGCACGUGAGCUGGUGCACAAAGUCCAGUCUCUGAUGGACAACAAGUAACUGUGAUGAAGAAGGCAGAAAGAGGAAUGGGAGGAUGCGGAGGGAGAGUGUCUGACCCUGCUGGAAACUAGAGCACUUCCUGCCUCCACUUACCCAGGCCACAGCCGGGUGGUCGAGGCGUCCCUUUUCUCCAGGUGAAGGCCCCGGGGCGGCUGUUGGAGCUCGGCCCGAUCUGUUUACAUUGCCCUUCACGUGGAAUGCCCAUGGUACCUGUUCGGACAUGUGGAUUUGUCUGCAUGCUUGUGAGUUUGAUCACACUGUGAACGCAUUCUUGAGUUUCCCCAGUCCGACAGAGUUUGCGUGCGUGCAUGAAACACACACACACACACACACACACACACUGUCACAACUCGGUUUUCUAAAGUCGCACUCUUUUCCUCGACUCUGAGACAGAACAUGUUGGAUGGCUGUCAGGAAAGUUGAGGCUCUCAGUGUUUGUGUUUGUCCAUGCAGUGCCAUCUGUGGCCACUAGAGUGCAGGAUGUACACACAGCAGAAGACUUAGCCACGAAGACGUUUUCAUUAGUGACCAAAUGGACUGUGCCAACGACCUUUUCAUGAGUGUUUUCUACAAGCAUUUGUGUUUUUACCCCCUCUUUUCUUUUUGUCCACAAAGUCAUUAUGACACAAAUGUUGCCUUUUUCAGUAACAGCCCAAGGUACUUACUUGCACUUUGUUGUGAGCGGGUCCUUCGCGGUCCCUGUGAAGGCCACGCCACAGUCUGUGGGGGCCGGAGGAGCCUGCGAGAGGCCAGACCAUUUAGGAACUCAGGAUGAAUUGCAGCCAGCUUUUCUGAACAUGUCGGUCAGUGUUUGAAGCAUGUUUACUCCCAGAGCACAACAGGAAACGCAAGCACACGAGCCUUCCUCCUUAUCCUCGCAAUUUUAAAAGGGCCACAGCUACGUUUGAGAGCUGCACCUCAACUUAUCUCGAUCAGUUUCACCUUGAGUUUAAAUAGUUUUUAGCUCUUUUUGUGGCUGCUCAUCAAUUUCAGAGAGCCAAAGGUUUCCAGCACAACGUCACCUACAUCCAAGGUGAGCAGGAGAAAGGUGGUGAAGAAUCCAGCGACACUUGAAACACUAGGAAACGACUUUACGUGUCGGGGUCAUUACAAAAUACCAAACAUGCUAUUUCUGGCUUCGCUGAGCCUACAAAGACUGACUGAGUUUUCAAAAGCAGACUAAGAAGACAAACUGAUCUAAUUAGGAUUAGUUGAAUUACAAUUUAAAAACUGAUUUAUCUAGCAGUGUUUGGAUAUUUUUAUGAAAAGGAUGAAAAUCACUUCCUUGAAGGAAACCUCAAACAGCUGGCUGUAGUUUAGCAGACGUCACAAUAAGAUCAUAGACUCGAGUUAGUGUUGUAGUGCUGUUUGUUCAUAACUUACAGCUUUUUCCAGCUGUUUAAAAACAGUAUUUAACAGUUAGUCACAAACAUGUACCUUUCUUGGUUCCCCGUCCCCGAGACUUAAAAGGAAGUUCUUGUCUGAUUGUUGGGAUCUCUCGCUAAUCUCAAAGGGUCUUUGCCUUGCUAUUAAAUCACACUGAGACAACAAGUAGUUGAGCUAAUUUUGUGAUAUACUUCCUGGAGUAUAAUUAUUUCAGAUAAUCUUUGAUUAACAUUUAAAUUUGUAUGAUCCUUAACUAUCACACAACAGAGCUGAACUAUAGUGUGAAAGCUCCAAUAACCAGCUACAAGUAAAUCCAUUUAACUUCAUAGAAAACGUCCGUUUCAGAUCGAUCUGUGUUGAAAUGUUGACAUUUGGUGAAGCUGCAGGAAAUAGAAGCACACAUUAUUAGGCAUUCCCUGGGAAAAAACAAACCAGAUGGAGUAUAUGGGAUAGAACGCGAGACACGAGGAUGCAGGAUGUGGUCAGUGCUUGUUUGACUUUUCGCAGCAAAGAAUAUUCUCGGGAAACAUAGACCAUCCUUUCAGUAAUUUCCUUUGAAACAUGCACGCUGACCUGAAGGCACCACGAAGACUGUUCAACUGUCCAGAGAAGUGGUUGCAAUUGUCCCUGUGAAGCCGAAGUCCAGCCUCUGAGACUCGGACUGGGUUUGUCUUUACAGUCCCAGGUUUAGAGAAAAAACAACAGAAAUCUGAAAGAAGCUGCUUUUAAUGCCAUCACUAGUGUUCAGUGGAUCAGUAUUACAGUGUGUUGGUGUUGGCUUCAGAGUAACAGCACAUUCACGUUUGUAUCUGAAGGGAGUCGGAUGCUUUUUUGACACCCUCCCUGCUCUCCCUUCUUCUCAGUGUGACCCUUUAUCGCUCCUUAAACCGUCCAUCGUGACCGCGUACGAUCGGUCGUCCGACACGGACCUGCACCUGUGAUUCAAGUGCCAAGAGUCUUCCCCGAUCCUAACGUGUACUGUAGUCAUCCUGCUCUCCGAUUGCUAGUUUGAUCCCAGGAACAGGCCGUGGCAUUGGAUGGACCUCGCUACGGCCCCUCCUCCCCGCCGCCGCGGAGGCUCGGAGGAGGAAUCGGGUCCGUGCUUUUUCUUCCGAUCAGGACGUUGUGUACCAAAGCCUUGAAACAGCCCCCUCUGUGGCAUGACGACAACGUGCAAUUUCAUACUGCAUCUUGAAGACUGACUGUUUACUAUUUGUGUAAAAUAUUUUUGGAAAUGGUGUUCUUGAAUUCUUUCACUACUGUGCAAUUUCUGUCAUUUGAGAAACCCAUCAAAGUCUAUACUGCUGUACAUAUGAACCAAAAGCCCAAUAUUUCUAUGAAGACAGACACAACAUAUAUACAAAUACACAUAUAACUUAUUUUGAGAUCUAUUUUUAUGUUGGUUUUAGCAGCACUAGCCAGAGGUGUGUACUGUGCAGAAAUGCAGAAUGUGUGCAGACCAUGUUACAGAUUGACUGUUAAGUGUUCUCUCUUAAUGUUGUGCACUGACUUUGAGAUUUCAAAUUUCUAUUUAUGUAGGGAGCCAACGAUUGCAUUGCUGAAUAUGUAUUGGUAAGGGUGUAUCAUUUGCCUUGAAUGUAAUGUAUUAUUAAAUAAGAAGUUGUUCAUGA
This is a messenger RNA of Maylandia zebra (zebra mbuna), 5387 nucleotides long. The record is from RefSeq and is a predicted model, not a curated record. Lineage: Eukaryota; Metazoa; Chordata; Actinopteri; Cichliformes; Cichlidae.